AUGAGCAAAGAAUUUUUCGUAAAUGUCGAGCCUGACCAGCUGAAACGUUUUCACAGGCAUUUCUCCAGUUCAAUGAGCGAGGAGACCGACACAGAAGUGCACAGAUGGAGUGUCAGGCGAGCUGUGGAUGCUUUUGAGGAUGCGCUCAACGACAGAAGGAGACCCAAUGUGCUCUUCGACUCUUCUGGCUCAAACUCGCAGUGGCUGGCACGCCGCCUCGAGACUGCGCGCCAUGCAGGCUACCAGACAGAGCUGCUGUGGGUGGACGUGCCUGUGGAGAUAGCCUUGUGGCGGAAUCGAAACCGAGCAAAAUCCAAAGGACAGUGGUGUCCAGAGUGCAUUAUCAUGGAAAAGUCAGAGGUAAUGCGAAGCAGCUUCGAGGAGCUCCGUGACACUGCCAAUGCAGCCAGCAGAAUACAGAACUGGGACCCAGAGGGUGAUGAGCUGAAGCAGGCAAAGCAGGACCUGUACCUAUAUCCAGCCCCCAGGACGCGGGCAGCCACCGUGCACCCAAGCGAUCCAACUUAUGGAGAGGCCCCACCUGGUGCGCGCUCCCCAUCGCCGACUCGCACGUCGCAAAGGACGAUUCGAAUCGGGCCUUGGAAACGCAGUGACGACGUGAUGAAAGCCAAAAGCGCCAGGCUGAAAUGGAUGGAUGAGACCUACAGAGGAAAUCGCGAAAAGUUUGUCCUGGAGGAGGUUCUGGCAGGGCGAGAAGUGCUGUUGGAGCGAAACAUGUUUCCGUACUUGUUGCCCCCUGGCAUGGAGCAUUGGACCAUAUGGGCCAGGCAACAUGCAAUUCUCACAGCUGGGGCGGUAAAGUCAGAGGCAUGGCUUAAUGCCAGAAAGCCACACAAUGUAAUCGCAUGGAACUAUGAUGACAACCGGCAAAUGCGAACCAUUGAUGUAUGGCAUGUCCAUAUCUACUUUCAGGGCGCAGGCUGUCCGAACUUGCAAGUUCGCUGUGAAGAACAUGCUUGUUUAUUUCAACUUCUAUUUUUCUUUUUUGCCCGAGGCCCCGCAUCCCUACUCAAUUAA
This is a messenger RNA of Durusdinium trenchii, 1038 nucleotides long. The record is from the annotation of a GenBank genome assembly. NCBI's taxonomy places the organism in Eukaryota, Dinophyceae, Suessiales, Symbiodiniaceae.